Messenger RNA from Aricia agestis (brown argus), 2463 nucleotides. Its product is annotated as SLIT-ROBO Rho GTPase-activating protein 1-like. Gene Ontology annotation, biological process: signal transduction; negative regulation of cell migration. Bases 8 to 2320 code for a protein of 770 amino acids. Gene Ontology annotation, cellular component: cytoplasm. NCBI's taxonomy places the organism in Eukaryota, Metazoa, Arthropoda, Insecta, Lepidoptera, Lycaenidae. The transcript is spliced from 7 exons. The record is from RefSeq and is a predicted model, not a curated record.
GCCAGGCAUGUUCCAGUGCGUGCAGCCGCGCACCGACUGGGCCGCCUCGGACCUCGCCAAUGCCUUCCCCGACAUCCGCGUGCAGCUGUCGGAGCAGACGCGGCUGCUGGAGGCGCGCGCGGAGGCGGCGGCGGGCGCGGCCGGCGAGCUGCACGACUACUGCCGCCGCCGCGCCGAACUCGAGCACGAGUACGCGCGCGCGCUCGACAAGCUCGCCCGUGCCGCCGCCGCCCGCCACCGCGACCCCCGCGCCCCGCCACCGCCCGCCGCGCGCGCCGUCUGGGCUGCCGCGCUCGAGCACACGCGCGCGCUCGCCCGCGACCACGCCGCGCUUGCCGACCUGUACGGCGCCGCGCUCGCCCCGCGCCUGCAGCGCGCCGCCGACGACGUGCUGCGCCUGCACCGCCGCUGCCGUGACGUGCUGCACGAGCGCCACGAGGAGGUCGCCGCCGCGCUGGCGGAGGCGGCGGCCGGCGGCAAGGCGCACGCGGCCGCCGCCGCCGACUGGCGCGCCGCCGCGCUCAAGCUGCGCACGGCGCACGCGGCGCGUGAAGCCCUGGCGGCCGACCCGCCGCGCCACAAGAAGCUCAAGGCGCUGGACAAGGAGCUGGACAAGCGGCGCGCCCGCCACUCGGAGGCGCGCGCGCGGGCGCUGAGGGCGCGCGCCGACUACCAGCUCAGCCUGGAGGCCGCCAACGCCACUCUGCAGCGCUACUACCUCGACGACGUGGCCGACAUCAUGAUGUGCACGGAAGUAGGAUACGAGGCGGUGGUGGGGCGGUCGGCGCGCGCGGCGGGCGGGGCGGAGGCAGCGGCGGGGGCGGCGGCGGCGGGCGCGGCGCAGGCGCUGCUGAGCGCGGCGGACGCGCUGGACGCGCUCGCCGACCGCCAGCGGUUCGUGGCGGCGCACCCGCACGCCUUCUCGCCGCCGCGCCCGCUGCCGUUCGCGGGCGACCCGCCCCCCGACCACGACCGCGCCAUGAGCGAGCUGCUGGCGGGCGCGGCGCCGGACACCGACGACGCCGCCGCCGCCGCGGCCGACGACCUGGCCGCGCGCCUGCGCCAGCUGGAGUCGGCGGCGCGCGCGCUGCGGGCGGAGUGCGCCGAGAACGCCAAGACGCUGGACGCGGCGGAGGCGGAGCUGCUGCGCCUGGUGGAGGGGCCGGCGGCGCAGUGGGAGGUGGCGGGGCUGUUCGGCUCGCGCGCCGCCCCCGCCCCGCCCGCCGCCCCCACCCCCGCGCCCGCCGACGACGACGCGCGCCGCGACCAGGAGGACUACUACCUUCAGAAGUUCCGUGCGUACGUGUCGAGCGCGGGUCGGCUGGCGCGCGUGGAAGCGCGUGCGGCUGCGGCGCGGGGCGGCGGCGGGGCAGGGGCGGGGCGCGCGCGCUCCCCUCCGCGCCGCGCCGCCCGCGCGCGCUCUCACUUCGCCGCGCCGCUGGGGGCGGAGCUGCCUGCCGUGCUGGUGUCGUGCGUGCGAGUGAUCGCGGCGUACGGCGUGCGGCAGCAGGGCGUGUUCCGCGUGUCGGGGUCGGCCAGCGAGACGGCGGCGCUGCGGGCCGCCUACUGCCGCGGCGAGGACCCGCUGGCGGCGGCGCGCGGCCCGCCCGACGUCAACGCCGUGUGCGGCUUGCUCAAGCAGUACGUGCGCGAGCUGCGGCCGCCGCUGCUGCCGCCGCGCCUGCAGGAGCCGCUGUGCCGCUGCGCCGCACUGCCGCAGCCGCAGUUCGCGAGGCGCGUGCGCGAGCUGCUGGGCGGGCUGCCGCCGGGUGCGCUGCUGGCACUGCGCUACCUGUUCGCGUUCUUGGCGCACCUGGCGGAGCACGCGUCGACCACGAUGAUGGACGCGUGGAACCUGGCCAUCUGCCUGGGGCCGACGCUGAUGGCGGCGUGGGGCGAGGGCGGCGCGCAGGUGCACGCGCAGAACCUCGUCAACGAGCUGGUGAAGCGCACCAUCGAGCACCACCUGGAGAUCUUCCCGCAGGACGUCGCGCCGCACGCGCUCUUCGUGCCGCCACCGCCGCCGCCCCACGAGGAAUCUGACGAAGCGGAUGGCGCGGACGGCGCGGAGCCGGCAGACGAGGCGGGCGCGGAGAGCGGGGCGGGCGCGGCGGGGGGCGGGGUGGUCGCCGGCAACGGCUGGGACGCCACCGCCGACCUCCAGCGAUACGUCGACGACAACGACGCAGACCUGGCCGCGCUCACCGACACGGACGACGACCCCGACGACAGGGCGAGCGGCGAGGACGAGCAGGUAGCGGUAGUAGCGGUAGUAGCGCGAGUAGCCGCCCCCCGCCCGCGCCCCCAGCUGACGCAGUAGCUAGUGUAGUUAGUCGCUUGUGGCUUGUGGCUUGCGCGGCGCGGGUUAGUAGCGUAGUGUAGACGCGCGUGUGGCCGCCAUUACACCCGCCUGUGUGCAGGAGCCGAGCGCCGCGCCGCCCGCCGUCGCCGCCGCCGUCGCAG